UUGUUGAGUCCAACUGCAAGCAGCUCCGCGCUGUUGCCGGCUACUAGUCCAGUGCAACACGCGCUCGUGUAUGCUCGUAUGAAGUUUAACGUGUGUCACUCGCGCUGUGCUAAGAUGAGAACACGUGGAAAACACACGUCUAGUGUUCUUUCUCCAUCGUCGAUCAGUGUAUCGAAAACUUGGGUAGAAAAUACCACCGUCUGUUUCGAGGAUUUCACACGACAGUCCCUGCGACCUGCCAUGCUGCUUACACACAGAUGUGGGCGCGUCUGAGGAAUCGUUUGUUCUCCUGUGAACAAACCUGUUGCCUUUGGGCGUUCUGUAGGCGAAGGCGUAGAGACGAGGACGCUGAUGAAGAACUGAUGUGGGUCCAGGAAGUGAGCGACGGCGAAUCGGAGACUGCUCUGGAGUACACCCCAACAACUGAGGAAACAGGUGUGAGUGACACAGCGCAGUGCUGGAAGAGGGAGACAACGCCAACAAUAUUUCGUCAAUACUUCGAAGAUCGAUUCGUCUCUCUCUUGAGUAUAUUGACAGCAGAAGAGUCCAUUAAGUCUAGAAUUUUAGCACGCACGCUCCUGUGUAAGUGCUAUUCGGGACUUUCGCAGGCUGGAAAAGCCUUCAUGCGCCAAAUAUAUUAUCGUCUGUGUAUUGAUAAAAGUAUUGCUGUGAGGGAAAAUGCAGCCAGAAAACUGGAUGAGUUUGCAAAAGUGGUGGAUUUAAGCCACUUUGAAGUCGAUAUUAUACCCCUAUUUCAUAUGCUACAGAAGGACGAAGAGGUAAUAAUACGUCUGGGAGCUGCUGAAUCGUUAGUGAAUAUUUUGAUGUACCAGCGCGUUUCUGACGAGCUCUACAAGGGACUGUUUUCAGAGUUGCAGCAGUAUAUUAAUGAUCCGUCUUCGAGUGUACGUUACCUGAUCGUCAUCAAAAUUGUCGAGGUUUUAAGAGGUCUACAGGAAAGCACGUUGAAAUCAGAUCUUCUCCAAAUACUUGAUGGUUUACUCAAGACUCUGACAUAGGAAGAUGAACAGGAGCAACACAUCAGUCUCAGUUUUUUUAAGUGUGAUCGUCUCAAAAUUACUGAAGAUUAUAUGAAGGGCUCUGAAAAUUAAGAACGGGUAUCUGCAGGCCAUCAGUUACACGCCUUUUAAGUGUUAUUAUUCUCAAAAUUCUUCAAGAUUUCUUGUAGAACUCUUGCGUUAUAAGGAGGGACAGUUGAAAAACAUCAUAUGCAAGUGUUUUAAGUGUGGUGUACCCAAAUACUAGAGUUGCUGAAGGACUGUGGGCAUAACAGCUGGGCAGGUGCAGCAUAUCAACUGCAAGGCUCCUGCAGUGAUCAUGAAACGGAAGACAUACUCAUGCUAUAUGUAGUGGUACUUUUGGUUGACUCAGACUAAAAUAUUAGUGUGACGAAUGUGCCUGGUCUUCUAAAUCUGAAGCAAUAAAGUACAGUGUUUUGUUUGUUUCA
Molecule: messenger RNA, 1468 nt
Organism: Schistocerca gregaria
Lineage: Eukaryota; Metazoa; Arthropoda; Insecta; Orthoptera; Acrididae
Product: serine/threonine-protein phosphatase 2A 65 kDa regulatory subunit A alpha isoform-like
Exons: 6
Coding region: 258-1019 (253 amino acids)
Biological process (GO): protein dephosphorylation
Cellular component (GO): protein phosphatase type 2A complex; cytoplasm
Molecular function (GO): protein phosphatase regulator activity
Source: RefSeq, a predicted model, not a curated record